CACGCUCGCUCUCUCGCGCGCGCGAAGGAAAAUCCGCUUCUUUCGCGACCGGCGUGCGCUCGUCAUUCGCGCGAACGCGAGUCACGCGCGAACAGCCACCGAGGAAAAGUCGCGUCGUCUCGAUAUCUAGCCUUCUCGAGGAGGUUCAUUGAAAGUGCGACGUUUCGUGAGAGAGUUGAUUGGAUACUCGGAAGUGAAAGCGCUGAGAUCCAGAGAGAUGUUAAUAUUCGGUUGGACAUCCAGCGCAAAAGGAAGAUUAGAAGAAGAACAAAGAAUCGGGAAAAAGCAAUCCGAAGAUUCAAGAGCAAUAAUGUGAACCUGAACGACUGAAUUACAAGUAGAUCGUCGGCUUAAUCUGGUGUGCCGUGUUGACUGACUGGAAUUUCAUCGAGGUUGAAUAAGAAAAAAAAUUGAAUGUUCACAGAUUUGAUUCGGAAGAAUAAGUGAACGAUUGAAUUCGCGCGUCAAUUGAGAUUUCUGUUAUCGUUAUACGCGCGGGAGUUGUGUGUGUGUCCGAUCGAAUGAUAAAUUUGCAGAGAAGACGGAUGAUAGAUCGUUCAAUCGGAAAGAAAUUUGCAAGUGAAUUAAUAAAGGAUAAAAAAUGUAGGAGAAGCGUUCUAUUUGAAGUUGCAUUAUCGUAGCAAACAAAGUACGUUUUAUUGUGAAGCGCCGGAAGUCUCGGGGAGCAGCAAAUAACAUCGUCGAGUAAUCAAGGCAGCGGUUGAAUAAAUUGGAUCGGGGAUAUUACAAGAACCGUCGAGAGACGGAGAGAAAGAGGGUGGAAGAAAAAAGGACGCACACACGAAGGAAAGUCGCCCAUUAAGCUAUGGCAAAGAAAAAGCUUUCUCCCCGUGAAAAAGAAAGGGGACGAUAAAUUUUGCGAGAGACAUUGUACAUUAACUUCCAUUUUCGGAAAUGGUGCGCGAAAAUUUAAACGCGUCGUAUUGGUGAUGAAUUAUCUGGAGCCUCGUCGGGAAAAUCAAAGAAAACGAUCGGCGCACCGCAAUUUUCUUCCUCCCGAUGCAAAUACGCUGGAAAUUUUAGUUCGUCAGCGCGCGAAUUUUUUCGUGGAAUAUAUAAAACCCGCUGAACGAGGAAAGUUAUUCCGUAGCCGCGGCUUCAAAUGCGUUCUCUUUUCGUGCGCAACCGCAUGAAAAAUAGAGGAGUUUUCGCUGCGCCGAACAAUAAGCAUUUUUGCGUGAAAGUGACAAGAUGAUGACGGCCUGUUUGAGAAAAAAAAAGGGGAUCCAUGUGAUUUUCGUGGGCAAAACAAAAGGCCGUCUGCGAAACGGAAGCCCGUCGCGUUAGAAGAAUGCUAAUUAACCCAAUUUCUUCCGAAGUUGCGUUAACAGAACCAGCAUGCAUUUUAAUUCGUUGUGUUAUCACCCUUCGUUUCCUUAAUUAAAGUGAAAUCAUCGUCUCGCGCGUCAAUUGCAAAAAAAGGCGUACGGCGCUAUAAAUACAAAUUAGCGUACACACCUCAACGAGUAAACGGGUCACAGUGCGAAGAAAUUAGCGAAACUAAUUCGAGAUAAACUGCUGCAACGUCUUAAUGAAGGAGAACUAAUGAAUUUUGUAAUCUUAUAAAGUGCUCGGCGUGUCCGACGCGACAGCUGGUGGUCUGUCAUCUACUGUCGGGAGGCUCCUUCUCGUGCUAAAACAAAGAAUUUGCUGACGCGCGGCGAAAAGACUUUCAAUUUGCGCAAGAAACCGCGUCUUGGGUGGUCCUCAAAUCUAUAAGUCAUCAACUGUACCAGCUCUCGCGCGAUCGGCAUAGUGCAUACUUUUCUAUGUUUUACGAGCGAGUUUAAAUCUUAAAUCGUAGACCGACGAUUAUAGUAAUCGACCAUGGGCAGGCGAGGAUUUCAUCUAAGAACGCCCCAUUAUCCGAGGUGACACGCACAUCGGGUCGAAAACAGACCCGGGGCCCCUGUCAUUGUCGACAACUCAUUUCGCUGGGGUGAAGCCAUCGAGGGUGAAAACAGGGGACUCGAGGUAUAUUUGCGAAAGUAUUCGUCAGAGAUGGUCAGCCAACACGCGAUGGCCACCACCGUCCGCAAAGUUAAGCAGGAGAAUCGUCUCAGGCGGCAGAAUCAGAACCAAGAUGAAGAGGGGCCUUACAAGCCAGUGCCACCACCGAAACCGGUGUCGAACAAUCAGAAGAAUCAGGACGUUCAGCAGGACGAGCACCGGGAGCAGCCGGUAGCCGAACGGCCGUCGUUGCGAACGACUUCCGGUCCGGAAAGGAGCAGCGUCGCGGAGAACGGGCAAGUUCGAAGUGCAGCCGGGCAGCCCUUCGCACCGGAAUACAGGAUGCCACCCUUGUACGGGGAGGAGCAGAGUUCGGGUCAGGCUCAACAGGCGGCCAGUUUGCAGACUCACAGCAGCAAGUUCCCGAUAGAACGCGAGUUGAUUCUGUCGUCGGGUGACAAGAAUUCCAAGAUCCCCAUUCUUCACGAGUACAAACAGAGGAUCGCCGGAAGAGUCGCCAUCGCGCCGGAUGCGCCGAUCAAGCAGCAGGCCUGGGUUCAGGAGGGAACUCAGAUGCAGGAAGUAAGACAGGACGGCCAAGCGAGGAACUAUCAGUCACAGGACGCCUACUCAUCGUCUAGCGGAGCGGUGCCGAGAACGACGAAGAUUGACGAGGAAAAGACGAAGUCACUAUCUAGAACUUAUCACACGAUUAAGGACAUGAUCUCGAGUCGUUUCGGACCGAGUCGCAAGGACAUCGAGCCGGAACCGGAAGCCAGUCUGAACAACGUUACGGAGGAGCUGCGAAAGUCGAGCAGGAGCACCGACGAUGACGAGGUCAGGAAGAAGGAAGGGAUUUAUGGAAAACCCCGCGCGAAGGAGCCGUCGGUUAACGUGCAACAAUAUUCGAAGAAUGCUUACGGUCAGUAUGGUCAUUCGUACGGUUAUCAAAGCAACCAGCAAAAUGUACCUCUACCUGGCCAACUGCAGCCGACCGCGGCCAUUCAGCCGAAUUUACCAGGACAGAGCGCUCAGCUUCACGUGACCCACCACACUCCACCAGGAGGAAUUCAAACAGUUCAUCAAACCCAAGUUCCUGCUUUCGGCCAAACCGCGACAGGUGCGCAGCAGGUGCAAAAUGUUACGAGGGAGUACAUGGUUCAGCCACCGGGCGGUAUGGCCGGACAGCAAAUACAUCAGGGGAUCCAUCAGAAUCCCACGCAAGUACAGGGGCAAGGCACGCAAGUGCAAAAACCGCACGGUCUGUCCGUGCAGCAGCAUCAAGUGGGCAAUACGAUGCCGCCGACGAGCCCGAGCUUCCAGAGCCCUCAGCAGUUGCUCCAUCAGAAUCAAAACCAUCACCAGAGCCCGCGGUUCGCGCAGCAGCACGCCCAGAACAUGCAUCAGCGUCAGCAGUUGAUCCAGCAGAUGCACCAGCAGCAAAUGGUCGGCCAGCAGGGCUCGCAAAAUGCUACCGCGCGUAACAUGCAGCAGUCGUACUUCUCCAACAGCGUCUCUUAUCAGCAGUAUCAGCAGGCGCGACAGGCGAUGUCGAGGUCGCAGAUCGAUCUUCCGAGCACGUCAAGGCAGGCGCAGGAGCUCCGGGUAUCGGGCCAGGAGGUCUACUAUCAUUACGCUCAAGGAAGACCUCGUUACGGCGUUCCCCAGGUGUACAUGAAGACUGAGAGUAAUCAGGAAACGGAAUUUCAGAGGCGGAACUCUGCGAAGGGUAUCGAGAAAGCGGCUUCCCAGCCGCAACUCUGUUACGAAGACGAGCGAAAUGCCGAGGCUUCGAAAAAUCCCGGAGAGAAUAUGAAGAAUUUAACAGUAGAUCCGCUGGACAAGGAGAGAUAUGAGAUCACGGUGGAAGAUCGAAGUCAAUGCGAGCCCGGAAGAAACGGAUUACAAAGGAAUGAGGAGUAUCGUCCGGAAACCAGCUUUGGCAUUCGGAGAGACGAGACACGAGCGUCGAAGAGGGAGCAGGAGCAGGGAUCGUCGGGCCAAGAGGGAGGUCAAGACACGACGGAGGGACACUCCGUGCAGAAGAGGAUCGAAGAGUUGCAGAAGAGAGCGGAGCAGGAGGGUCAUUUCAACUCUAAGCUACCAAAGGACGACGCGGACGGCUUAAGGGUCGGCCUGGCCACGAAAAUGAUCGGCGAGGCAUCGAAGAGGCUCGAUGGUGGGCAAUAUAGCGGAAAGGAGCCCGUUGUGAAAUCAGAUAGGAAAGACGAUCUGGAGCAGGGUAUCGGCCGGCUGAAGAUCCAGAAUCAAGGCUCAGGCUCGGAUUACGACAAGGCCGGCCAGAGUUCUUCGAAUGUCGAUUCCGGAAGGGGCUCCGCAGUCUAUUCGAGCGGAAGACGCCCGCCGCCCGAUGAUCAAACUUUGGCGCAAGUACAAGAUUCCGAAUGGGUGGACAUUGUGGAGUCGGAGUUGAGGAGUAUUUUGGAGCCCAGGGACGUUCCAGCGAUGGCGCACUCCACCCUGUCCGAAAGCGUAUCCUCAGUAACACCGCCUCUGCCACCGCUGUCACCCCAUGACAGCCCACGUACGCCGAGAAAUCGAUACUCAACAAGUUUACCGUAUGGAUCGAAACCAAAUUACAAUGACUACAGCAAGGCUAUGGAAAAAAGAGGUUUCUCGAGCAAUGCAAAACAUCGUGGUGCUUCAACAUCCAAGAAGGAAGCUGCGAAAAAGUUUUCUCAUCUUUUCGGAGUAGAAGCCGCUGAUUUAACAUCCACCACGACGGGACUCGAUUUAGACUCUAUGUUAGACAGAAGCGACUCCGAUCUCAGUACCACUGAUGCAAGAACGAUCAGGAAACAAUUGGAAGGAUUAGAAAAUAUGUAUAGCGAAGUACUUAAAUUACUCGGCGGGAGCGUGAAAAAGAGGCGGAAGGCGAGAGGACUCACUAGUUAUGGUUCGGUUUCGUCGUUGCCGACAUCCUCCGUGUCAUCGAGGCCUGUCACGAGGCAUCACGAUAAACGUAGAUCCCACGUGAUUGACGACAGGAUGAAGAAAGCCAAAGAUAUUAAGAGCAUCAACAAGCGUUUUCAGCGACUGGAGUCGCACGUAGUGACAUUGGCGAGAUCAGUGGCCCACCUGAGCUCGGAGAUGAGGACCCAGCAUCUGAUGAUUCAGGAAAUGGAGAGCAUAAAGUGCGAGAUCGCGACCCUCAGAACGCAAACGAGCAUGGCGAUGGUGAGAUCGCAGUCGCAGCCCCUGAUCAAGGAUUCAGAACUGCCGGCGCUUUCGAAUCCCUCGAGAGUGAAGAAACUGACCAAGUUUUUCGGUACGGAGCCACCUCUUAUCAGACUGUUCCUGAGGGAACUUGGGUAUGAGAAAUACGCGACCGCUUUCGAGAAAGAGAAAGUCGGAAUGGUGGAAUUGCCUUAUCUAAGCGAGGAGAGACUUCAGAAGAUGGGGGUUCCCCUGGGCCCGAGAUUGAGGAUUCUCCAGGAAGCAAGAAUCUCCGUGUGCAAGGAUCCAAUUUACGUAGUAUAAAUCCACCGGACGGCGCGGCGCAAAAACGUUUCGCGACGCAAGCAGAAGGAAUCUGCGGGAAAAAAGGCGGAAUAAAGAGGAAAAUGAAGAACGGAAGAUCUGGCGGGGGAAUAUUCGUUUUGUGUGCCGUUGACCGAUGAACGCAUUAGAACGUUCCUCGAGGCGUUUCUCGUAAACGAGCUCUCGAGCUUGAAAACGGUCCGUUUGAGCUCGACGGCUCUUUUCCCCCGUUUCAAUCAAUAGCCGUCUGAAAGCUACGCUCGCUGAAAUUGUUUCGUCUUUGAGUUGACAGAUUUGUUCUCUGCUGCGAGUUCACUGCUGCACAUUAAUCCCAGGGGCAAAAGAUACGGCGAUAUGUGGUUUGUAAUUUGUAAAGUGGUCAUUCAAUUAACGUAAAAAAGUGUAAAAAAGCGCUUUUGUUCGGUACAAAUUGAAAAAGAAUCAAUUUCUGAAUGCACAUUUACAUGUUUAAAUAAAUAAAAGGGUGACGUAGAGAAAAUGCUGUAAGCACAAAAAAUUGAAAUGUCUAAAGAGAAAACUUUUCAAAUAUAUAAUGUUGGCAUUUAUGAUAACGAUCGUA
Messenger RNA from Wasmannia auropunctata (little fire ant), 6052 nucleotides. RefSeq lists its product as uncharacterized. The transcript has 15 exons. Gene Ontology annotation, molecular function: protein binding. The record is from RefSeq and is a predicted model, not a curated record. Bases 2023 to 5472 code for a protein of 1149 amino acids. NCBI's taxonomy places the organism in Eukaryota, Metazoa, Arthropoda, Insecta, Hymenoptera, Formicidae.